AUGCUCGGCACGCUUUCCAGAACGGCUCGUGCCGACCUCAAGUCGAGCCAACUCACCCUCGAGCACUUUCUCAUGCGCUCGCGCACGCUCUCGCUCUAUCGCAAGUAUCUCAGGGCGACAAGAGACAUUCCCAACCCACUCGCACGCUGGGAGACGAUCCAGUUCUUUCGCGAUGACGUACAUCGAUUCCGCCACGAGACCGACCUCGAAAGGAUAAGGGACCUUCUCAUGCAGGGUCACCGCUUCCUCAAGCAGAUGCAGGGCCAGAUGACGUUGGCGGGCGCGGCCUCAGACGGCAACGACAACAAGCUUCGAGGCACACGGCAGUUGUAA
Molecule: messenger RNA, 333 nt
Organism: Kalmanozyma brasiliensis GHG001
Lineage: Eukaryota; Fungi; Basidiomycota; Ustilaginomycetes; Ustilaginales
Product: Complex 1 LYR protein
Exons: 1
Coding region: 1-333 (110 amino acids)
Cellular component (GO): mitochondrion
Source: RefSeq, a predicted model, not a curated record